AUGAGCGAGGAAAUCCGGCUCAACGACUCCCAGUUGGGGUCCCAGGAAUACAGGCGCCAGCCGCUCUCCGCAGCGCCCCCCGGCGCUUCUCAUACUGACGCCUCUAGCUGGAACCAGUUCUACCGCAAGGAAAUCGAGAACUUCGGCCAGAACGAGCAGGACACGGGCGAGUGCUGGUUCGACGACUCGGGCGCCGAGCGCAAGGUCGUCGACUUCUUCUGCCUGCUUGUGGACGAGCACGAGGUGCCGCCCACGGCCCGGCUCGUGGACUUGGGCACGGGGAACGGCCACUUGUUGUUCGAGCUUUUCGAGACCAUUUGCGACGAGUGCCCCGACGCCGGGUUGCAGUACCACGGCAUCGACUACUCGCCGGACUCCGUGGCGUUUGCGCAGCUGAUUGCACAGAGACGGUACCCGCAGCAGCGCUUCACGUUCGAGACGGUCGACUUCAUCUCGCAGGACUGCGCCUACUUGGCGGAAAACGCCGGCUCCUUCGACGUGCUCUUCGACAAGGGCACGCUCGACGCCAUAGCCUUGAACAACGACCCCGUGCCCGGCUUUGGCGGCAAGAUCGGCUCGCAGGUGUACCCGAUCCAGGUGGAAAAGUUGAUGCACGCGGGGUCUCUUUUGAUCCUCACUUCCUGCAACUUCACCGAGGCCGAGCUUAUCCAGCUCAUCACGCAGAACGGCACCAACGCGUUGCGCGUGUGGCGCAAGAUUUCCUACCCGUCCUUCAAGUUCGGUGGGGUCGCCGGCUCGACCAUAUGCAGCAUAGCGUUCGUCAAGGACAAGUAG
Messenger RNA from Metschnikowia bicuspidata var. bicuspidata NRRL YB-4993, 795 nucleotides. RefSeq lists its product as uncharacterized. Gene Ontology annotation, biological process: peptidyl-lysine dimethylation; peptidyl-lysine monomethylation. The record is from RefSeq and is a predicted model, not a curated record. Bases 1 to 795 code for a protein of 264 amino acids. Gene Ontology annotation, cellular component: cytoplasm. The transcript is spliced from 2 exons. Lineage: Eukaryota; Fungi; Ascomycota; Pichiomycetes; Serinales; Metschnikowiaceae. Gene Ontology annotation, molecular function: protein-lysine N-methyltransferase activity.